Molecule: messenger RNA, 2079 nt
Organism: Solanum pennellii
Lineage: Eukaryota; Viridiplantae; Streptophyta; Magnoliopsida; Solanales; Solanaceae
Product: protein trichome birefringence-like 10
Exons: 4
Coding region: 378-1727 (449 amino acids)
Cellular component (GO): Golgi apparatus
Molecular function (GO): O-acetyltransferase activity
Source: RefSeq, a predicted model, not a curated record
CUUGUACCCUUUUCCGACAUCUCCGCCACAAAUCUUUUGGUAUUUCCCUCUGUUGUCGGUUUCUUCAAAAACUCACUUCUUCUUCUUCAAUAUUAAUUACUACUCCUGGUCCCUAUUUGCCAUUUUAGACUACUACUUGUUUGUCUUUAACUUUGUCCAUACAAGACCCCACCCCAUCAUCAUCAACAACAUCUUCCUCUACUCAUUUACUCUCUUUCUCUCUCUCUCCUAGCUGUAUUCAACUUACUUUAAAAGUGUGAACACAUCUUCUCAAAACAAUAACCCCUCCAAAAAUAUUCAAUUUUUUUUUGAUAGUCUCCAUCCCAAGACUGCAUUUUUCUCUACACCCACUACUACUUCUUUAGUCUAAAGCAGAGAUGAGUGAAAACCCACCUCCCAGAUUCUUCAACACAAUGACCCAUUUGAAGAUUUUCAAGAAACUCAAGCCUUUUGAGCCUUCACCAGGUGUUCUUGGCUGCUUCUUUUUCACCGUUUGCUUAUUCUUGUGUCUCUUCUUGUUGGAUUAUACAACAGUAAACAAAGUGCCUCGGUUGCAUCAGCCAUCCUUGUUUGCUACUUGGAUUGGGAUAAAUGGAUCAUCUUUGUCCUAUAACAAGGUUGAUUUUUUGGGAAGAGGUGCAGAAAGUUGUGAUAUUUUCGAUGGAAAUUGGGUUUGGGAUGAAAGUUAUCCACUUUAUGAAUCAAAGGAUUGUAAUUUCUUGGAUGAAGGCUUUCGUUGCUCUGAGAAUGGUAGGCCUGACAAUUUCUAUACUAAAUGGCGUUGGCAACCUAAAGAUUGCAACUUGCCCAGAUUCGAUGCAAAAUCUAUGUUAGAAAAGUUGCGGAACAGAAGGGUUGUGUUUGUCGGAGAUUCAAUUGGAAGAAACCAGUGGGAGUCUCUACUCUGCAUGUUAUCUUCUGCUGUUCCUGACAAAAGCAAGAUAUAUGAAGUUAAUGGAAAUCCUAUCACGAAGCACAUGGGUUUUUUGAUUUUUAUGUUCAAGGAUUUCAACUGCACUAUUGAGUACUAUAGAGCUCCAUUCCUAGUGUUUCAAGGUCGUCCACCUUCAGGGGCUCCCCCAAAAGUUAAAUUGACUUUGAGACUGGAUCAGAUGGAUUGGAGCUCUGCUCAAUGGAAAGGGGCAGAUAUUUUGGUAUUCAACAGUGGUCACUGGUGGAUUUAUGAAAAAACUAUUAGAGAGGGAUGUUACUUUCAACUAGGUGGAGAAGUCGAUAUGACGAUGAAUAUUGAGACUGCAUACAGGAGGUCAAUAUCGACAUUGGUUGAUUGGAUAGGUCAUGAAGUGAAUAUGACCAAGACACAUGUCGUAUUUCGAACUUAUGCUCCUGUUCACUUUAGAGGUGGAGACUGGAAGACUGGCGGCAACUGUCAUCUUGAAAAGCUACCUAACAUAGGAUCAUCCCAAGAGUCGGUGAAAACAUCAUUUGAAUAUAACACUGUGAUCAAUGUGCUGUCUGAGAAACAGAACAAAUCAAAAACAUGGAAUUUGGAUUUAUUGAAUGUAACAGGGAUGACAUUUCAGAGAAGAGACGGUCAUUCAUCUUUGUAUUACUUAGGUCCCAAGGUUGGACCAGCUCCUCUCCACCGGCAAGACUGCAGCCACUGGUGCCUCCCCGGUGUCCCUGAUACAUGGAACGAGCUUCUAUAUGCCAACUUCCUGAAACGGGAGUUGGGUUGUGCAAAAUUUUCCAAACAAACUAGUUAAAAUCACCCGUGUGGCAGGUAAAGAGAUGUUGUUGCUCCAACAUUUCAAAUGUCACACCCUACUACGCUUGCAGUGUCAUGGACUAUAAGACGUGUACCUUGGAAAGGGAACUCGAUUUUCAUAUUUUCUGCCAAUGCUGAGUGGAAUGUGCCCCUUUUCAAGAUUAAAUAUUAGGGACAAUUUUUGCAGCUUUGUAUAGUUGGGAUUAUUUGGAAUCUCUUCACCAAAAUGUACAUUAUGUGUUGUUGUAUAGCUGAAGAGACCUAAUUUUAUACAAAAUGACGAGCUUCCCCAAUUGCAAUAUUGUACAUUCCCUGUUUUUACGUUAUGGACACAAACUGUUUUAAAACUA